AUGCUCAAAGAGAUAGAGAGAGCUGCAACAUUCAAACUAGCACAUGGACUUCUAAAGAAGAAACCUAAACCUAAUGUUGUUGUAGAUGUUGAUACCGAAACAAAGGAUAAAGUCAAUGGAAAUGGCGAUGGCAAUGACAAGGACAAGGACAAUAAUGGAGAAGAUAGUGAUGAAGAAGAAGAUGGAGAGGAAUAUGAUGUGGAUGAGGAUGAAUUAAAUGAAGAAGAUGAAGACGAAGAUGAGGAAGAAGAUGUGGAAUUUGUCUUUGAUGAGCUGGAAGGAAUGAAGAGAGAAAAGAUAAACGAUUUGGACAAGGACGAUAUUAAAGUUGACGACGACUACCAAGAAGUGGAUGAAGAUGAAGAGGAGGCUGAAGAUGAAGUAGCUGCUGAGGAUCAAGUUGGCGAAGAUGGCCAAGAUGAUGAUGUGGACAGCGACACUGUCGUGCUCAAAAAAGUUGAGAAACAGACAUUGUACACAAGGUAUCCUCUUAGCCAAGUCAACUAUAAUACAAGGCCAUUCAGUAGACCUGGAAGGUGUGGCCCAGAGAUAUUACUGGCAAUUGGUGUACUGAUGCAGCAACACCUAAUUAAUAUUGUAAAGGAUGUUGGAAAUGGUAACAUGCCUGGAAAGAAAGGCAAAGGAAAGAGGAGCAAGAGCAGUUGA
Molecule: messenger RNA, 666 nt
Organism: Acytostelium subglobosum LB1
Lineage: Eukaryota; Evosea; Eumycetozoa; Acytosteliales; Acytosteliaceae
Exons: 2
Coding region: 1-666 (221 amino acids)
Source: RefSeq, a predicted model, not a curated record